Molecule: messenger RNA, 525 nt
Organism: Talaromyces rugulosus
Lineage: Eukaryota; Fungi; Ascomycota; Eurotiomycetes; Eurotiales; Trichocomaceae
Exons: 3
Coding region: 1-525 (174 amino acids)
Biological process (GO): proteasome assembly
Cellular component (GO): cytoplasm; nucleus
Source: RefSeq, a predicted model, not a curated record
AUGUCUCUCCGCAUCGCACCCGCAACCUCGCACGCCUCAUACACAGACAAUACCAUCGGCCGCCAACACAGCUCCGCCGCCAGCGCCCCCCAUCCCAGCAAAGGCGCUCCCUCUGCCCCCGGUCUGCCCGACACACUGCGCAGCAACAUCACACAACAAGCACCCCGCGGCACACCGUCCGAAAACGCCUCUACCAUCCCAUCAUCAAUCCACCCGCUCGAAGCCCGCCUCAUCGCCUGGCGCGAAACUCAAGAUACCCUGAAGAUGGAAUCCCUUCGCCGGGCCUACGGCAUGGCAGAGCCCAUUCGCCGCGGAAUGGAGCUCAAGAUUGUCCGUGACGCGAGCUUUACGCCCAUGGCUCUGGGUGGGCCCAGGCGGAAUGGUGGGAAUGUGCAUGAGGAUAUUCUGGCUCUUGGGGGACGGGAUACGGAGCUUAGCUGGGAGGAUAUUUUCCACAAUGACGAGUUCCGUGAGCCACCGGCUAUCCACGAUGAAAUGGAGAAGCGGUUGAAGAUGGACUGGUAG